Molecule: messenger RNA, 1412 nt
Organism: Bursaphelenchus xylophilus (pine wood nematode)
Lineage: Eukaryota; Metazoa; Nematoda; Chromadorea; Rhabditida; Aphelenchoididae
Source: the annotation of a GenBank genome assembly
AUGCACACUGUAAAUCUUACUUGCUACAAUACCCGGGAAACAGAAGUCUUAUCAGCACUGACUUCAGCGUUAGAUUCUCUUUUUUCCACCUCAAGUCAGAUAUUCAAUAAAGUGGAAGAACGGAUCAACGAGUGUCAAACACGACUCAAUGGCUAUCAACGGAGGUUUCAGGCGAUCACUGAAAACAUCGAGACACUUCAGGAGGUAAUUUUAGAGUAAAGUCUCAUUCGAUGUUUAGAUGGAGAAUCCCGUCAUUAUUUAUGUCUCCGAAUUCCCAAGAACGCAUAUAACAGAACGGAAAUUGGUCAUCACCAAACCAUCUCACACAAAAUCACCUCUUAUAACUGCUCCUUCGAGGAUAACCUGUACCCCGGAACAGUUCCUGAAGACUCGGAAAGUCAAUUCCGUGGGGAAUAUCUAUAAAUUCAAUGAAGGUGGGUCAAAAAUAAAUGAAUCACGGAUUUGCAGAGAAUCACAAAGCAAAUAUGUUGUUCAAUAUGGAGAUGAUCAGGGUUGAGAACAUAUUAUUACGAGCAAAAAAUGUUUCAAACUCUGGAAGGGCAUUAGAAAAAGUGGAAGAUGACAUUCUCCGUAGAUCUUUGUUAGCAACAGAGCAAGAAGACGUUGCAGGAGACGAUGAAUUCGAAUAUAAGCAACCGUCUGAGAGUCCGACAGAGUUUGAUCUUCCAGACAUCCUUCCAGGUACCUCGAUCAGCAUGAGACAAUUAUUUUUUAGGGAUUGAGAUUCAAAACAUUUCGAUGUUCGGAAAUGAUGAGUUCAGUGAUGAUGAUGAGGACAUGUUUGGUGCGAGCUCAACGCAUAAAACCAGCUCCAAUUCUCGAGAACCAUCAGCGUUUGACUUAACAGAGUCCCCGCGCAAGAUUGAUAUUGUUUUAGAGGAGAAAAAAGAAACUCCGGACCUUGCUACACAUACCCAGCCAAAAGAAGUUGUUUCUCAACCCUCAUUGUCUCCAGUCAGUCCUCCCCCUCCUCCUCCACCACCGCCACCUCCAACCCUCUUCGCCAAUGUUUCUCCUCCUCCGAUCGCUGGAAGAUCCAGUCUCAUGGAAGCAAUAAGAGCUGCCGGAGGAGCAGAUAAAGCGAAAUUGAAGAAGAUAACGGCCGAAAAGGUGGUGGAAGAGAGUCCAAAACCGAGUGUAUCUCAAGGGGAUGACCUUAUGGGUUCUCUUGCAAAAGCCUUGGAGAAAAGAAGGAAGGGUCAGUGUAACAUUAGUCGGAUUAUAUUCAUCUUACAGGUAUCUCUGGUAACACUAAGAAAAAGUUUGAUGCGUUGGAAAAGAGGUCUAAGGGACCGGGUCCAAGCCUGUUCAGUUCGAUGCGAGAGGUUAUAAACACCAAAGUUAACCAUGAUAAUUCUUCUGGUUCGGAGGAAGAGGAAGAUUGGAAUUAA